AAAUAAGAUGAUAAGUAUGUAUAGAGAUAAUCAACACGACAACCUUCUGGUUUCAAAACAAAAAAAACCUUGGAUUGAUGAGGGUUAUUUGAAGUUGAAAGUCUCUACCAACAGGCCCACAUACACUCGUGCAUUGAAGGACGGAAUUCAACCCUGCGCCAACGAAGAUCAAGAUAAAAAAAAGUGGGAUCCAGAAUGAUAACUUCUUGCUUUGAUGCUAUUACAAUGGGAAUAAACCUACAUUUUCGGAGUGCAACUCGAUCAUUCAAAAGGCAGUGUGCAGAAGCUAUGCGAGAUUAAAAAGUGCAUGCGGGGGUUGAAAAAUUACUAACUAGUCUAUUGUAAUAAGAAAAUAUUAAUAGAAGC
This is a messenger RNA of Acanthoscelides obtectus, 366 nucleotides long. Lineage: Eukaryota; Metazoa; Arthropoda; Insecta; Coleoptera; Chrysomelidae. The record is from the annotation of a GenBank genome assembly.